GCGUGUUGCUGCCUUAAUGAGGGGGAGCAUGCCUGCGCCAUGGAAAAGCGCCGAGUGGUAAUGCCGCCUCCACUACGUGCGCACUACCGUCUGCUUCCCCGGCCAGCCUUUGUACUUAACUGUGCAUAAUAGAAUCUCCUUCUGCACCAAACUACUGUGCAAAUUUCCGCGCAACAAGUUUGCAAGAGUCCCGUCAGGCAGGUUGACUCGCUGUCUUGGCUGGAGCGGAGUAGCGCUCCACGCAUCUAUCUGUCGCUGUCACCGCUGAAGACACUGUACGUGAACGCAGCGUCGCAGGCGCACGCUCCCGGAGCCGUGUGCCAUACGUUUCGUGACUCGGCGCCAGAUGCGGCUUGCUCCCAGCAGCGCGUGUAGUUGUAGUUAAAUGGAGACCGCGGAGGCAAGAGGAGCAUCUAAGUGCGUGGAGAAAAUGGAGAAAGAAGUGGCGCACCAGAAGCGACAACACUGCCGCACGACAGCGCUGAACGUUAUCACGUCUUUAUGCUCAGUGGCGUCCAUCGCUUUUUGCAUUCUUCUGAGCAUUAACGCAGCUGAUAUCAAGAGCCGAGUUGUGGAUUUGGAGAGCGGGAAGGACGAGCACACCUUUAUCCAUGCCGCCGGCUACUCCACCAUGGAUGACUUCAAUUCACUGAUUCAACAAAGAGUGGACGAGCUGCUCUCUCAGCGCUCCUAUGAGAAUUUUGUCAAGAUACGAACGGCCAGACAAACAUCACCUGAAUGCAACUGCCCUCCAGGACCUCCAGGAAAGCGAGGAAGAAGAGGCCGCAAUGGAGAACCUGGACCACCUGGUCCCCCAGGUCCAAAGGGUGAAAAGGGGGAUCAAGGCGACCAGGGACCACGGAUGGUCUUCCCUAAGAUCAAUCAUGGCUUUCUUUCCGCUGACCAGCAGCUCAUAAAGCGACGGCUCAUUAAGGGAGAUCAAGGGCAAGCAGGACCACCUGGGCCGCCGGGGCCACCCGGCCCUCCUGGACCGAGGGGGCCUCCGGGGGACACUGGCAAGGAUGGACCCCGAGGUGUUCCAGGUCUACCCGGUGAUCCAGGAGAGCCUGGAGAAACAGGACCUAUGGGACCUGAGGGGCCACAAGGACAGAAGGGUUCACUCGGGCCUCCUGGUAUCCCAGGUGUUGACGGGCUAAAGGGGGAUGUUGGCAUCCCAGGAUUGGACGGUGUCCCCGGAGCUAAGGGCGAAAUGGGAGAACGAGGUGAAAAGGGUGAUAUGGGUGAAGACGGACCGAAAGGUGAAAUGGGAGAGAAGGGCGACGCAGGUUCCUCUGCAGCUGGCAUCAAGGGUGAACCUGGAGAGCCUGGACGAGGUGGACAAAAGGGAGAGCCAGGACUUCCAGGGCUGCCUGGACUCCCAGGGAUAAAGGGUGAGCCUGGAUUCCUCGGUCCUCAGGGAGAACCCGGCCUUCCAGGACUCCCAGGAACGAAGGGCGAGAGAGGAGACCACGGGCCCCCAGGAAAGGGCGAACGAGGAGACAUUGGACCCGUUGGAUCAAAGGGUUCACAAGGAGAGGCCGGCACACCUGGUCCUAAAGGGUCAAAGGGGGAGAGUGGAGACAAAGGGGAUAUGGGGUCUGUUGGCCCAAGGGGCCCUCCUGGGCAGAAAGGAGACCAAGGAGCUACCGAGAUCAUCGACUACAAUGGAAACAUUCAGGAGGCUUUACAGAAGAUUACCACUAUUACAGUUACGGGUCCUCCUGGUCCUCCUGGGCCAAUUGGGCCACAGGGCAUUAAGGGGGAUCGUGGUAUGCCUGGUCUCCCUGGACUCGAUGGUGAAAGAGGCUACAAAGGAUCCAAAGGGGAUAUGGGAAUGCCUGGAGCUUCAGGGGAUAAAGGAACAACCGGUUUACCUGGUUUACCUGGUGUCAAUGGUGUGAAGGGUGAUAAAGGAGAUUCAGGACUAACUGGUCCUCAAGGUCCUUCCAUUACCGGCCCCCCAGGGCCACCAGGGCCCCACGGACCCCCAGGGCCUAUGGGACCCCAUGGCUUCCCUGGACCAAAGGGUGAACCUGGUUUGCAUGGCAUGAAGGGCAUGAGAGGAGAACCGGGGCACAAAGGCGACCGUGGACCAUUGGGUCUCCCUGGAGCCUCCGGCUUGGACGGCAAGCCUGGAAUUAGGGGUAUGGAUGGGCCUUCUGGUCCAGCCGGUCCUGCUGGCCCGAAGGGUGAUAUAGGGGAGAGAGGAGCACCAGGCGAGCCAGGACCAAGAGGGCCUUACGGACUGCCUGGAGCUGCUGGAACACCAGGCUUGGAUGGGUUGCCAGGCUUAAGGGGAGAGAAAGGCGACGUUGGGGAAAGAGGCGAAAAGGGGGAGAAGGGAAAGAAGGGCAAAAAGGGGCCUAAGGGCGAGAAAGGAGAACAGGGUGCCCCAGGAUUAGAUGCACCCUGCCCAUUGGGCCCAGAUGGAUUACCAAUGCCUGGGUGCUGGCAAAAGUGAUCACUCUAACCUGAAACGCAUGGAGUUUGUAAAUAAUGCUUCUUUUAUGGUAUUUAUAGUUUUUUAAUGGAAAAACGAAUCUAAAAGAAAAGAAGUCUAUGUGUACAAUGCUACGAAAAGAGAUAACCGUCCCAAGUUUCAUGCCCUAAGCUGCUUAUACUCACAUCGCUGUGUGGAAACAAAAAAAAAACAAACAACAACAACAAAAAAAACAAAACAAAUGUGUGUGUGUGUGUCCGCGCUCUCACGUCCACAUUGCGGUGGAGUUCAGAUCCUCGGCUGGCGGCAGAACUUGUCUUUAGUCUUUGCAUGGCUCAGACUGGAGCGUCGCAGCCCGGCCAGAUUCAAAGGGAGUGAGCGGAGGAGGAGGAGGAGGAGGAGGAGGAGGAUCUGGACUGGCUCCCUAACACCAAACGCUGGGUGUUUUGUGUUGUUCUCGUCUCAACAAGCUCACCUCGUUCACCAUGCAGCAACAUUUUGUCAAAAAGAGACUGUGCCAAACAGAACACUGCACCCCUGACCCCUGAAAAACAAAACAAAACAACAAAAAAAAAAACAGCAUGAGUAGUGUACUGAAACUAUACGUAUUGUACAUACAUGUCACUGUUUCGUGGUUGGCUUCUGCAGAAAAACAAGACUAACAAAGAAAAACACAACCCCAGAGCUCUGAAUUAGUAAUUUUUUUGCUUUCCUUUAAUCUUCCCAAGGGAGUCACGCCGUGGCUGGUAGCCUGAAUAUCCCCAGAAACGUAAAGCUGUUGGUUGUUGUUCCUUUAUUGUGGUGGUGCCUGCAGAGGGUACGAUUUCGGCAGGUUUUCACCGUUGCACUCACGAGGCUCGGCGCGGCCUCGGCGCGCUGCCUCCAACAGCCUCACACAUCUCAAGAAGGGGGGGAGAGCUUGGCAGGCUCAACUGCACUGACAGGAAAAAGAAAUCAGGCUCGCAAAGAUUUGGACGGGCGUGUGCUCGGAGGGGGGGGGGGAACCCGUCCCGAGCGCGCGGGGGAUGGAUUCUGCAGGAGGGUCGCCAAGAGUCCUGUCGGUCUCCAUGGAGAUCCGCUGGAGCAUCUGCCUCUCCUGACAGGCGACGCUUCCUCGUCUACUGGGAGCGUUCACAGAAUGCAAUCAUUUUUUUUUUCUUCUUUAUUGUUUUUUAUUUUGCUCUCAUUCUUAAACAUUGUUUGUAUUUUCUUUUUGUAUAAUAGCCUUUGGUGCCUCGAGCUUUUAUUCAUUCCUUUAUCAGAAAUGUACAACUUUAUAUCAUCUUUUUAAUCAUUAGAAUGGUGUUUAUUUCAGAAUGGGAAGCUUUGUUUGGUUACGUAAAAAAAAAAAAAAAGUUUUAAGAGGAUUGAAAGGACACAUUGCGCACUGUUUUUCAUCAAAUCGUUUUGAAAGGAUGUUAAAAUAGCAUGUAGCUCAUGAGCAUACUGUACGGCUGCACACGUCCGGACUGUACAGUCGCUGAUUUUACUCGUGGUUUUGAAAAAGCUCGUUGUUUGUUCAAAAAAAAAAACAUCCAGCAGUUGGUGCAAAUAUGCUACUUUUCCAUUUUGGACUUGCGGUUCUAUGGGAUAUUAUUUGUACAGUGUUGUCAGUUUGCUGCAUGUACACUUAUGGAUUUCUUAAAUAUGGAAAAUGGUUGUUUCUGGUUUUCUUUUACGUCCGACGAGGCAAAAGUCAGUUUGAAGCUGCAGCGGCUUCUGUUUCAGACGUACAAACGCAGCAAUCUCACCACACUGCUCACUCUCUUAAACCUUGUAUAUUGUCUUAAAUAUACAGAAACAUGAUUUACAGCGCAAGAAAGCUUAUCAGCCUCCGUUGAUUCACCACAAGCUAACUGGUGGCCAGUUAUGUCACAUUCCUGAUCAAAAAUAAAUCGCGGUUUAUUUUUCACCAUAGUUCAUUCAUCUUCUUUUUUUUUUUCCUGUAUUCAAACUGCCUUUUGUCAUAGUAGGCGCUAAUGCAAGGUGAACGGCGCCAUUUUCUUCCAUGUUAGAAACACGCGUGAGUGAUUUACUGUAAGAGCGGGUGAUGAAACGCCAACAAUUUUGUUGUGAUCUGGGCAGCAACCACAGGUGGAUCUGAGAAGAUAUACUUCCAUAUAUGUACAGCUCGUCUCAUGAUUCUAACAAAUGGACGCACAUCUGAAUGGACUAUACCGGUGCUAUCUGAUAGUAGGUCAACACCAGUUGAUGUGCUCUACCAGUGGCAAGAACUACACAACAGGUUUCUUUAUUGUUGUUGGAGUUUUCUGUAUGUACCAAUUCUUUUUUUUUUUGUGCAUAUAUUUGUGUAUUUGUCUCAGUAUUUUAAGGUGGUACAUUAUUUAUUUUUCUAUGAUUUCUUAAACCAAGGCAUUUAUUUUUUUUCUUUUUGGUUCUGAACAGCAUUCCUUUCAGUUUUGGAUGUCGCUGAGCCUCUGUUGAUGGUGAAUUUUGGAACAUGCUAAGGCGUCGUGUAACGUUAUGCAAAAGGUGCAGUGUGAAGGAAGUUGGUGAUUUACACUUUACAGGCCAGUUUGUAUUCACUGUGCAUUUACUUAUAGGCCUUACCAUAACACACACACUUCUGCUUUUCUUUCAUUUUUUAUUUUGUGUGUGUGUGUGUGUGUGUGUGUGUGUGUGUGUGUCAGAAAGCUAACUAUGACAACAGAGUACUGAUGACCUGAAUGUUGACAGGGCCAGCCAAUGCAACCGCGUUACAGUUCUAUACGACAGCCUUUUUCUUCAAGCUUUCUCUCUUCUCGCUCUCUUUGCAUUGAAUGUAGUUUGAUAUCUGUAUAGUGGAUUAUUAAUGUACUGUUGACAUGUGUGCUCAUUUGACAUAAAGUGCAAUUUAUACUUUGGUUAAUGCGUGUAGCAUCAAAUGCAGCUUAAGUAUCACAUGACGGUGACAUCCACAGCUCCAUUUGUUCAGUCAUGCUACCCUGUAUACCACUAUAGAAGAAAAUGUUUAUCUACCAGGAGACAAAGAAACAUAUGAAAACAUGGACUUUCUAAUUAAAUCUCAAUUUACAUAUUUUUAGCCUCAAUCGGUCCCUUAUAUUUUUGAAGUGUUAUUUCCAAUACUUAAUAUUUACUAAGUUUUUGCAAUGUGUUUAUUUUAUUUUUUUUUUAUUAAUGUUUGAUUUCCAGCCUUUGUUACAGUAUUCGUUCUCACAAGGUGCUGUAUCGUUAGCAUGUGCAGCUAAUUUUGUAAUAGAUUUUUUUAAUUGAUUGACAUUUGUUUGUUGGUUUCUUGUUUCCGUUUAUUAUUAUCUGCCGUUUGCAGAGGUGCCAAAAUAUUGCAAACAUUUAUUUACGUGUCAGUAUCGCCGGAUGUUGAGGAGCUGACGAGUCACCGGUGAGACUUUUGUCACUGUUGCAGAAAUGCCGUGAGUCUUUCGGUAGUGUACACCCAUCAGCCCCAAAGUGCUGACAUGGUAUUAUAACUAUAUUAUACUGUACAGUGUUCAUUUGAGAGACACUGGUUUCUAAUCAGAGCUUUGAAAACAAAAUUGUCCACUGUUUUACCCUCCAAUGCACUUAAUUCAGCCUUACUGAAAUAAGUAUUUCCCCAUAAUCUCAAAUACAAUGCAGACUGUAGCAAAGAUAUAAAACAAGAUCCAUUUUGUGGCACAGUUAUGAAUGCAUUUUUGGCUGUGGUAAAUGUUUUGCUUUCUGUUCUGCAUAACAUAUGUUUUUACCCACUUGAUUGACGUUUCUUUGAAGACCCUUGUGUUCACGCACUAUAUUUCAAGUUGACAUUUCAUAUGACUGUACUGUUGGAGCCAAAUAAACACAGUCUUUCAAAUACAUCAAACAACA
This is a messenger RNA of Mugil cephalus (flathead mullet), 6265 nucleotides long. RefSeq names its product collagen alpha-1(XXV) chain. The transcript is spliced from 38 exons. NCBI's taxonomy places the organism in Eukaryota, Metazoa, Chordata, Actinopteri, Mugiliformes, Mugilidae. Bases 386 to 2461 code for a protein of 691 amino acids. The record is from RefSeq and is a predicted model, not a curated record.